Myxocyprinus asiaticus (Chinese sucker) is the source of this 5165-nucleotide messenger RNA. Its product is annotated as E3 ubiquitin-protein ligase ZNF598-like. Lineage: Eukaryota; Metazoa; Chordata; Actinopteri; Cypriniformes; Catostomidae. Gene Ontology annotation, biological process: protein ubiquitination; rescue of stalled cytosolic ribosome. The transcript is spliced from 12 exons. The record is from RefSeq and is a predicted model, not a curated record. Gene Ontology annotation, molecular function: ubiquitin protein ligase activity; ribosome binding. Bases 135 to 2873 code for a protein of 912 amino acids.
CUGAGCGAUUACGUAAACAGGAGCGCGCUUCAACCGGCUUCACUGCCCGUACUGCCGUUUACAACCCCUUCAAAUCCACACGGAUCACAACGAGAAAACCGAAACACCACAGUCGGCCAGUGCCUUUGACUACUAUGGAUUCCAUCCCUAAGAAAGACACGGAGAGCACGUGCGUGCUCUGCUGCCUUGACAUCGACAUUUUCGCGCUGGGGAAAUGCGAUCACCCGGUGUGUUACCGCUGCUCCACCAAGAUGCGGGUGCUGUGCGACCAGAAGUACUGCGCCGUCUGCCGGGAACAGCUCGACAAGGUGGUCUUUGUAAAGAAACCUGAACCAUUUGCAGAUCUGAACAUUCAUCAAUAUCAGUGUGAGAAGAAAUUUGACAUAUAUUUUGGAGAUGGAAAAACUUAUGCACAGUUCAGGAAGAUUUUGUUACAUGAAUGUCCACAUUGCCCAGAAACAAAAGUGUUUUACAAAUUCGAAGAGUUAGAGCAACAUAUGCGGAAACAACAUGAGCUCUUCUGCUGCAAGUUAUGUGCCAAGUACCUGAAGAUAUUCUCAUAUGAGCGAAAGUGGUAUAACCGAAAAGAGCUGGCUCGUCAUCGAACGCAAGGGGACCCGGAUGAUACGUCGCACCGUGGGCAUCCGCUUUGUAAAUUUUGUGAUGAUCGAUAUCUGGACAACGAUGAACUGCUGAAACAUCUGAGGCGAGAUCACUACUUCUGCCAUUUUUGUGAUGCAGAUGGAGCUCAGGAGUAUUACAGUGACUACCAGUACCUCAGUGAGCACUUCAGAGAGAGCCAUUAUCUCUGUGAGGAGGGCCACUGCAGAACAGAGCAGUUCACUCAUGCUUUCCGCACAGAGAUUGACUAUAAGGCUCACAAAGCUGCCGCACACAGCAAAAACCGGGCAGAGGCACGGCAGAAUCGGCAAAUCGACAUACAGUUCACCUAUGCACCCAGACAGCAACGAAGAAAUGAUGUUCUGCUUGGUGGCGAUGACUAUGAGGAAGUGGAUCGCUUCAACAGACAGGGACGGUCGGGAAGAGGAAGAGCUCCUGGAGGACAGCAGAACGUAAGGAGCUGGAGAUAUAAUCGAGAGGAGGAGGACAGAGAGGUGGCUGCUGCUUUGCGAGCAUCGAUGGCUGGCCGUGUGCAAGAGGAGAGAGGCCACGUCCCAGACAGAAGCAGCCAAAAACCACGCAAAGAAGAAAAGAUUGAACCAGAUGAGAUGAGAAACAACAGAGCUACAGUGAAGCCACCGAACGAAAUCCAAGCUCGAACAAUGAAGAGUAAUGCCUCUUCGGCUGGUGAGGACUUCCCAGUUUUAGGGGCAGCUGUGCCUCCAGCUCCCAUUCCAAGCAAGGUCAAGCAAACUCCUGUCUCUCUGAAGGAAGAUGAUUUUCCAAGCCUGUCUGGCUCUGUAGUUUCCAGUCCAAUGACACGUGCUUACACAAAUCAACCCAAGAAAAAUUCAUCCUUUCAAGAGGAGGACUUCCCAGCACUGGUCGCCAAGAUCAAGCCACUUAAGCCCCAGGCGAAUGCAAAAUCUGCAUGGUCUCAAGCAGGAAGUAAACCUGUGGUGGUUCCCAAUAAACCUGUGGUUCUGCCAACCAAAACAACCCCUGUAGUCUCUUCAUCCAUACUGUCUGCCAGUGACCCGCCUCCCAGUGGUAGCGUGCCUCAGCCUCUCACUGCCGUCUCGUCUCGAAGCAAAAAUAAGCUCGCCCCAGCAAAAACCAACAAAGCUCCACCUAAAGUCAAAUGUCCAUCUUCGUCCGAUGAUGAAGACUCACAAAACAGUAAAACUUCCCAGGAGAUCCGUGCGGUACCCACCAUGCUUGACAUCUCCACUUUGCUAAUGGUGAAAGGUGGCUCAUCUCAGCCAAAUCUCAAAACCAGUAAGAAUAAGCAGGCAACAACAUCAUCUUCUGCAACUCCCUCGCAUACUGCAGAGUUUGUGUCGAAAAUAGCUCACAAAGAGAAUGUUCCUGAGGCAAAACCUCCAGAUACCGGCCUCACCAAAGGUCCUUCAGCCCCCAAAAUGAACUGGUUUAUCAAUGGACUUACAGAGAAGCCAACAGAAGCACUAUCAUGUACAACAUUUCCUGAAAAUAUUCCUUCCCCAUUAAAGCAGCCUGAAAAUGAAAAAGUCAGUCCAUCCAAGGAAGAGGAUUUCCCUGCUCUUAUCUCAAAAAAACCUCCACCUGGUUUUAAAAGUGCAUUUCCCUUGAAGAGCACUCCAAGUGUGCCACAUUCUCCUCCUCCUCCUCCUGGACUUGGGCCUGUGGUUAGCAAGCCUCCUCCAGGAUUCACUGGCAUCCCGCUCAACAGUAAUGUAGUGGAACCAGCAAUGUCUGCUGUUAACAGACCCACACCUGCAGUUGGAUCCUACCUCAUACCUGAAAAUUUCCAGCAGAGAAACAUGGACCUUAUUCAGUCGAUUAAGAAUUUCCUUCAAAAUGAUGAAACCAAGUUUAAUGAAUUCAAACACUAUUCAGGCCAAUUUAGACAGGGUUUAAUUCCUGCUACCCAGUACUACAAAAGCUGCCAGGAACUGCUGGGAGAGAAUUUCAACAGGGUCUUCAACGAGCUGCUGGUUCUCCUACCAGACACUCGCAAGCAGCAGGAGCUUCUCACUGCUCAUGGGGACUUUAAGGCCCUUGAGAAACAGCAGCAAGGCUCAAAGCCCAAGAAGAACAAAAAGAAAGCCUGGCAGACAGGCACCACCAACAACAGCCUGGAGCUGGACUGCCAAGUGUGUCCCACCUGUAAACAGGUGCUGGCUCUGAAAGACUUCAACACCCAUAAGACCCUGCACAUCGGAGACGAUGACUUCCCCUCUCUCCAGGCCAUAAGCAAAAUCAUCAGUUAGCUGUCAGUGAACGCACCUCUACAGCUCAGCCACAGCAGUCUGCGACACAGGGACUGGUACUUCACCAGAUGCUCGAAAAGAUGAGGGGUGAUCUAAAGUGCACAUGUGAUGUGUACUUGCAUUGUUUAGAUGAAAGUUUGGAAGUGCAGCAUUUUGAAGAGGAACAAAGUGCAAGUGAGACUGUAACCGUUUUGAAGGGAGCCGAGUUAAAUCUACUUGAAAGGUUGAGUUAGAACUUGAAUUUCUUUAAAAUACCCCUUUUUCAUCAGGUUUUUCCAAUGCUGUUAGCAUGGUCAUUUGUUUUUUUAAAUGCUGUCUGGUUGACUGCCUUUGAAAAAUAACGUAUUUAUUUCAAAACGCUCCUGUCUGUUGGCUGAAAAAUAUUCCUCAUUUAUGUUUACAAGCUAUACAGCACAUAAAAAUAAAAAUGGUUAAUAUAUAGAAUUUCUAGAGUAAGGUACAGUGAUCAAUAUACAUUUAAAUGCAGAAAUGCAUUUUUGAAGAACACUGAAUAUUUGUGUUGAAUUGCUUUGCAAUUAAAUGAUCAAGCCAGGGAACAAAAUGCACCACUCUACUUGUACAGUAUAUGAUUGUCUGACAUGAAACCUCAACACUUGUUUAGGUGUGACUGACACAUUUCACAGUCAUACAGUUGAAUCAGUGCAAGAAAGAUCACUCAUCAGGAAAUUGCCUUCAAAUAUACAAAAAUGUCAGAGGCUUUUUGCUUUUAAACAUCUCUGCAUUGCGCUUGUGCCUCUUUUAAAUUGGGUUUCACACUGCCAUAGUCCACACCCCUGUAGUAAGGAAACCUGCAGAAAAAAAUGCUUCCUAGUUAAAUAUUUUAAACAUCUAAACGUUUUUAAAUUUGCAAUCUGUCUACUUUAAAACAAACAGCUGCUCCUUAUAUGCAGUACUCAAAACUCUUCACUACAGAGACUUAAUGUCUUACUUGAACAAGGUUUCAAAUAAUACUUUGGAAAAUAUUUACACUAUUUUCUGUUCUUAAUUUGAAACCAUAGAUCAUCAUAACUUAAGCAUUUGAAGAGGUUAAAGGGAUAGUUCACCAAAAAAUGAAAAUUCUCUCAUCAUUUACUCACCCUCAAGCCGUCCCAGAUGUGAAUGAAUGACUUUUUUCUGCUGAACACAAAUGAAGAUUUUUAGAAGAAUAUUUCAGCUCUGUAGGUCCUCACAAUGCAAGAGAAUGGUGACCUGACCUUUGAAGGUACAAAAAGCAGAUAAAGUUAGCAUGAAAGUAAUCCAUACUCCAGUGGUUUAAUCCAUGUCUUCUGAAGUGACCCAGUUGGUUUUGGGUGAGAACAGACCAAAAUAUAACUCCUUUUCAUUGUACAUCUUGACAGUCUCCUUGGCGAUCAUGAUUUAAAACUGUAGUGAAGUGUAAUCGAGCUUGAAAUCAUGAUCGUGCAUGGCGUCUGCAAUGGCAAGGUGUACAGAUAUUUUUCUUAAAAAAAAAAAAGCUUUUGUGUUCAGCAGAAGAAAGAAAGUUAUACACAUCUGGGAUGGCAUGAGGGUGAGUAUAUGAUGAGAUCAUUUUUCAUUUUUGGGUGAACUAUCCCUUUAAAUUGGGCCAGAACGGUCAGAUCUAGGGGUUCCCCCACCUCCAAAAUUUAACAACCUGAGUGUUUUAAACAGUUUUUUAAAGUUUAAAAUAUUACAGGGUGUGGCUUCUACAUCACACAGACUUUUCUAUAAUUGAGUGUUUUCAAGUCACACAUUACAGAGUGAUCGACUCAUGAAAAAAAAAAAAUAUUUAUUUUCAUGAUGUCUGACAACUGCAGUCUGAAGACAUUCCAUUGGACAAGAACAAGUCUUUUGAGUACAACUUUCACAAGAUGGGUUAUAUUGCCUGAAGUUACAGUAUGUAAUAUGUUUAAAAAGAAUCAUGGACAAGAUCUCGAAAGCAUUUUACUGGUGCAAAUUUUGCAUUUGGGGUACAAAUACAAAAACUAAAUAAGGUCUUGUGUUUUUAGUUUCUGAUCUUCAGGAUCUUUUUACCUGUUAUCUGUCAUACUUUUUAGAGUUGCAAAUUUUGAACCAGCUUAACAUGCCUCAGUAAAUGUCUCUCAGGAGUGCAGUGUUAAGUACAGGAAACACUAGACCCUGACCACUUUCACAAACAUACUCCAUUUACAUGUAUUGAAGUACAAUCACUAUAAUUUUGUGUAUGUUGCCCUAUCUCUGAACACAGAAACAUUACCAGAAUUCUACCACAUAUCAGACAAAGCACUGACGUUGGUCACCAAACAUUUUUUUUUUUUUUUUUUUUUUUAAUAA